Molecule: messenger RNA, 5863 nt
Organism: Brassicogethes aeneus
Lineage: Eukaryota; Metazoa; Arthropoda; Insecta; Coleoptera; Nitidulidae
Source: the annotation of a GenBank genome assembly
GUCCGUUUUGCAAAAAACAACGUAGCAUCGCAACUGGCCGUGGAAUCCCCACCACCGCCAAUCCACUGCGUAUUCGCGCAGAGUGCCGUGCUGUGUCGCAUAAAAAGCGGUCAAAUACGAAAAACUUAACAGUUUUUUUGCUUAUUCUUUGAUAUUUUAGUGCCAUUUUUAUGGUUUAAACUUUGUGGCGGUUCUGUGGUGUGUUUAUAACUUGUGAAACAUUCUGACAAAGUUUCAGGUGCUAUUCAUUUGUUCACGCGAAGUUUUGAUAUGGACUGAUCAUCGGAUCAUAAUGACGCCGAAAAUCGCCUUUAUAAUGCUGUUUCUGCUGGUGAUGUUAGCAACGGGUAUGUGCAAAGCAGCCCACGAAUGCGGAGGAACAUUCACCGCGGUCAGGGGUGUACUAAGCACCCCGAACUUCCCCGGGCCCUUUCAAGUUCCAAUACACUGCAGAUGGAUCAUAGACGCAUCCCUCUCAACCUCAUCAAACACCACUAUAGCAGUAUACUUAACCCAACUUUUCGUCUUUGGCGGUUUGACCUUCACCGAUUACCAUAUGUACGAAAGGGGCUAUACAGUGAAAGGAAAAGUGCUGCAUACUGUCAACGAGACGAAUAUUGUGCAAGCGCAGUGGGUUAAAACUGAUCUAAGUUAUUUGGUGAUCGAAUUGGACUUGGAGACUUCUGACAGCGAGCAUUUGAGGGUGCUCGAUAAUUUUUUGGACGUGUAUGGCUUCAAUAUUACCUAUGAAAUCACCAAUGGGCCCGUUAGACCCAAUUCUUGCACCAUGAAGACCUGUGGGUUUACUGGAGUCUGCUACGACCAUUUCAACAAAUUCAGUUGCGACUGUUUUGAAGGAUAUUCAGGACCUCAUUGUUCCAGUGGACCAAAAUCACUUUGCUACAAUGCCAAAGGUGUUCCUACCUGCAAAAAUAAUGCCACAUGUGUUCAUUGUGGUACUUCUGCAAUAAUUUGCCAUUGUAAACGAGGCUUCACAGGGAGAACCUGCGAAACCCCAGUUCAAAUGAUAACGACCAAAAGAGGGUGCGACAAUUGCCAAACUCAAUGUUCCAACGAAAAAUUGGACUCCAACAAAUCAAACGAUCUCAUCGGAUACUCGGCCACGAUGCAUCUAUCCAAUCUGCCAACUUUAGGAGACUCCAAACUUAAAAACUACAUCAAAAAUCAGCUUUUGAAAGGCCUGAAGCAGAACUUUACAAGAGUGGACAACGUAACUCUGGAUAGUGUCAAUCAUUUCAUGUCUGGCGUUGAUGUGGCCUUUCAUUUUUAUUGGCUGAAACGAGAAGAGAAGAAAGUCAAAGUUGUCCUUAGCAAAUGGGUGGAAAAGGGGUACAUUGGGAAUAUCACCAUAUUGGACAAGGAGCUCCAGAUUAAGACGGUUUUGUCUAUUCAGAGUUUUACCGUGAACCAAGUUGGAAUUUUACGGGAAGGCGACGAGUUUAUAUUGUCCUGUGUGGCCAAAGGCUCCCCUAGCAUGAUUUUUAGAUGGUUUAAAGAUGGUCUCCUCAUAAACGUCACAACAGAAAGUCAUAAAUGGACCAGAUUAAUAAAAGAUCCCCACGUGAUUGACCAAUACACGGCCCUAUUGGCUAUACAAAGUGCCAAAUACCUAGAUGAUGGCGUAUUCACCUGUCAAGUGGAAGAUUAUGGGAUUCAGCAGUGCUUGUCGAAAAAAAUACAAAUAGGAAAACCUCCGAAAGUCAACAUAGAGCCAAUGAGUAUUACUGUGGAAAAGGGCGAGAAUUUCACCAUCAAAUGCAUCACCAAAGAGGACACUAACGGCCGAACGUACAACUAUUUUUGGACGAAGAAUAAGAAUUUAUUGCCGGUAAAAACUGACACGGAACGUUAUGAAGUUUUGUACCCAUCAGGGACCAUUCUACAAAUAUUUAAUGCUGAGAAAUACGUUCAAUACUCAUGCAAAGUGCAAGACGGUUCGACCUCUUCAUCCGAAAUGGUAGUCGACGUUAACGUAGUGGACAAAUUAAGUGUGCGCACGUGUGCCAAACACAUUUAUUUGGAGCUGAAAUGGCCCGAAACAGCUCCCGACACGACCUCGAUACAACUGUGCCCGGAAGGGUACACGGGCGUAGCCUACAGAAGCUGUUUGCUGAGAGAUGGAAAAAAACCGGCGUGGGCCCUGCCAGAUUUUUCGCAGUGUACCCAUAAUCAGUUGGCAGUUUUUUAUAAGAAGAUGGAGCUGUUAAAACUGGGGUACAUAUCCAUGCCAACCGAAGAACUCUUCGAGAAAAUCCUGCAAUUCCUGCUGUGGAGCAACAGGACGCUGCUCCCCGGCGAGGGAGCGAGAAACUUGUACAUUGUCGACAAUAUUUUGAAUUUUCUCGACACCUCGCACAUUCCGAUGAAUGGCGUUAACGAAUCUAUAAUUUCCGUAAUUGACAAUGUUUUAACUAACAGGAAUUCACUGAUCAAUCAGACGUACGUACAAAUUGUACCGCAAGUGAUUACCAAGUAUUUGAGUAUUUUUACUGCUGGACUUAUGGGGAACGAGUCUGCGGUGCAGUAUAAGUAUCAUACCAUGGAUUUGACUAUGCUGAAUUUGACCAUGAUUAAUGAGAAUAAUUUUUAUAUUCCUCCGUUGGGGAUAAGCUAUUCUGAUUUACAUGGAAUAACAGUUGAUGGCAGAUUUCGUUUGCAGAAAAACACGAAAAAUAACAUUUUAUCAAUGACUCUUUACAAAAAUAUUUCUACAUUUUUACCGCCAAGAUCUUACCUAAGAAUCAAAGACGGCUCCGAAAUAAAAUACGAAAUCCUGUCGGAAAUCCUCAGUUUCACGUUCAACAACGAGGGCAACUCGAUAAUACAAUCGCUGCGCAUCAACUUUCCGCGCAGAAUUUAUAACCACAGCCAAGUUGACGCUUGGAGCGUCAAGUGCGCAUCGGCUGACCUCACCUCGUUCACCGACCAAUGGGACAUCUACAAUUGUUCCACUGUGACCUUGGAGGAUGGCACUGUGCAGUGCGUGUGCCCGUUUGCCAGAACUGUUGCGCUGCUAUUGACAACAACGCCUGUCAAAGUUUCUGCCGAUGUAGACGACGAUCCGAGGAGAUACAUCUUGAUUGGCUCGUGUUCUUUGUGUAUGGCUUUGGCUCUUUUUACGACAGCAUGUCUGGCCACGUCUUGCUGGAUGCAAAAAUCAACUUGUUUGAUAUUUUUGAAAUUACAAUGUUCUCUGUCGGUUUUCUGCACCGCCCUUUUGUUCACACUCGCCACAGUGACCGGACCUGCCGAAUUUUACUUCGUUUAUUUUCUCACAUCAUUGGAGACGUUCAUUCUUCUCGCUCUAUCCAGCCAUUUGAGCAAACUUUUGAUUGUUUUCACCGAGUUGGUACACUUGCCAAGACCUGUUACAUCCAAAGAAACAGUUAUUGGAAUAAUAUCGGGCGUUCCUAUUAUAACAGUUUUUGGUAGCCAUUUGGCGUACAGAACAAUGGAUAUAAAAAUGAAGUCGUGGUGGAUGAUAGAAAACUCCUUCUCCUUUAAUUUGUACGUAACAGUAACGGCCAUAAUCACGAUAUUGUUUAUUUUCGUGUACGUUACUGUUAUGACGAAAUUGCAGCAUUUGGUGCACCAGCACGUGAAACAUGCCAGACCUAUUAAGAAAAGAGUGGCAUUAUUGAGAAGAUCAGCUUGCCUAUUUGCAGCGAUUUCUAUGUUGUCUAUAAGCAGUAUUAUUUACAUUAAUUUGCCAAAUGAUAUUUGGUCUUUUUACCAAUUUGGAGCCGCAAAUGUUAUUUUGGGCAUAGUUUUGAUUGUAUGCUACGUAAUCAAGGGGGAGAACGAGUUCCAUACUUUAUUCCAAAAUAAAAAUAAAUUGACCAAAGACGAUAAGUUUUUUAGCGUUGACUCUACCAGCAGCCCGUUAAACUAUGUUAGGCAUUAAUUUUAUGAGCUAUUUUUGGCGAAACAGGAAGCGGAAAUGGAGAAUGAAUCCGGUCCGUACUCGAAACCGGACAUUCAUCCGGGCGCGCCCAUCAGAGUGCCGGAGUGCCACAGCAUGAUGGACUCUGUGUGCCAACCGAAAGGCAUAACCGCCACUUUCGAGAGCUGCCUCCAGAACAGCACGAGCUUCUGCGACGGAGGCGGCGAUUCGACGGAGCGACACUGCAACGACAAGCUCGAAAGUUACAGCAACAGCCCUCAACAGUUCAGAAAAUUCGUUCAAAGCACUCGCUCGCCCGACAUCCUGUCCAGCAAAGUGUGCGUGCAGCUAGACCUGGUGGCUUCCGUCCCCAGCAAGCUGCAAGCGGAAGACUCGCCCAAGAUGCGUUGCCGCAGACCCGAGGACGCGAUCGCGAAGAUGCUCGAAACCGAGCGAACGCGUCCCGACGGCCACGAAAGCAAAAUCGCCAGCGUGCGUCUUGCGGACGAGGUCCCGCCGCCGCCGCCGCCUCCGAGUGCGGAUAAACUGGACGGCAUGCUGGACAGGAUUUGCCAGGAUUUGGAUUUUCUGCUGGACAGAGGCGGCGGCGACUUGGAGUUGGAGGAAAGCGUGAAAACUUCCAGUUUGAGGAGGAUUUCCAAACCGCCAAGUCUAAGUGUCAUUCAUCAGAUCAAAGAGGAGGAAGAAAGUGACGCGACUGUUAACUCACCUGCCACUGUGAUAGACUUGAAAGAAGCCACCAUUACGGACAUUUUGAGGACCGAGUGCUAAUCAAACUUUUACUACAAUUUUACAGGGUAUUUUUUCCAAUCAUUGAUUGUUGAAGAGAAUGUUUUUUAUGUUGUUUUAUUAAAAGUUUAUGAGAGAAAUUGUAUGUUAUCAAUGUAUUAAGAAUGAUUAUUUCGUUUUUUGUUGGUAAGUUUGUAUAUAUUUUAUUAAAAAAUCAAAUACAAUGAAUUUACAAUGCUGUGUGUUGAAACAAUUUUGUAAUUUGUGCCUUACUGUAAAUAAUAAAUGUUUUCAUUAUAUUAAUAACUAUGAUGUUUUAUUUAAAGAAAACUACCUGUUUUGAACUAAAUAUUUUAUUUCUUUAAUAAACAUACAUCUUUGGUAAAAAAUUACUAUACUUAUCUGAUAUGACAAAAUAUUAAAAAUUUUACAUCUCAACGAAAAACAAUCCUUAUAUAUUAUACAGGAAAAUACCUACCAAAAACAUGUUAUUUACAAUAUUUACACAUAAAUAAUAUAACGCUAACAACAACCAAAUGCAAAUUGAAAGGCACUUAAUAAAUCCGUACAAAAAUAAACUAACAUAUAAUAACAGCAGCAGUUUAAAUAGGUAACAAACGGUUUUAAUGUCUGCUGAAUCAGAAUUUAAAUCAUAUUUAUCCUCCUCAAGAAAUGCGUGAUGUAUUUGAACCUUUAUGACUCCACAGAACAAAUCAAAACCAAAAAAUAUACGUCGACUUAAGUAACAAAAAAGGUAACAUACUUUGAUGAUUCAGUCUUCAAUAUUGUCGUUAGUCAGCGUGUACUGGUACUCGAUGUACAACCGUUUGGCGUAGUUGAUUUGGGAGGCGACAGAGUGCGCCAAGUCCGCAUUUUUGCACCGCACCCGCGGCUUUUUGAUCGGAUCUGGAUUCACGAGCGCCGCACUAGUGCCGGCCACAUGCAUCACUAUUUCGAUGUAGUAGCGAUUUUCGCUUCCCUCCUUGUCCGCGAUCACGUUGCAAACCUCCAAAUCGCUGCAAAAACUCGUCAAGUUUCGUUUUAAAAAUGAAAGUUGUUUACUCACUUUAAGUGGCAGUCUAUAACGAGAGUCAAGUCGAUAGACUGGGUGUUGGCGACAAUUCUGACUUUUUUGUUCGAAACAAUGCACUGCAGGUCUUCUGAAGCAGUGCCUAAGAUUUGGUAAGCAACCAGUUGUUCUUCAUAGUU